AUGGACUCCUUGGCAGCCUCGGAGGCCGAGCUGGGCCUGGUGCACAGCCCAGAGUACGUGGCUGUGGUGCGGGGGACCCAGACCAUGAACACAGAGGGGCUCCAGGCGCUGUCGGGAAUGUACGACGCAGUCUACUUCCACCCGAGCACCUUUCACUGUGCCCGGCUGGCUGUGGGCGCUGCGCUGCAGUUGGUGGACUCCGUGCUGACAGGGGCCACGAGUAACGGACUCGCUCUUGUGAGGCCUCCUGGCCACCACAGCCAGCGGGCAGCAGCCAACGGGUUCUGUGUGUUCAACAACGUGGCGAUAGCAGCGGAGCACGCCAAGCAAAGACAUGGGCUGCACAGGAUCCUCAUCGUUGACUGGGAUGUCCACCACGGCCAGGGCAUCCAGUACACCUUUGAGGGAGACCCUAGUGUCCUCUACUUCUCCUGGCACCGCUAUGAGGAUGGGCGCUUCUGGCCCAACCUGAGAGAGGGAGACGCAGAUGAGGUUGGCCAGGGCUGUGGGCGGGGCUUCACUGUCAACCUGCCCUGGAACCAGGUGGGGAUGGGAAAUGCUGACUACAUGGCUGCCUUCCUGCAUAUCCUGCUUCCCUUGGCCUUCGAGUUUGACCCUGAGUUGGUGCUGGUCUCUGCUGGGUUUGACUCUGCCAUCGGGGACCCUGAGGGGCAGAUGAGCGCCACACCAGAGUGCUUUGCCCACCUCAUGCAGUUGCUGCUGCUGCUGGCCGGUGGCCGUGUCUGUGCUGUGCUGGAGGGUGGCUACCACCUGGAGUCCCUUGCAGAGUCAGUGUGCAUGACUGUGCAGGCGCUGCUGGGCGACCCUCCCCCACCACUGUCGGGGACCAUGGUACCCUGCUGGAGUGCCCAGGAAUCCAUCAAGCGUGUCCGGGCAGCCCAGGCCCCUUACUGGACCAGCUUCCAGCACCAGGACACUGGCCCAGGGCCAAGACCUAGGUCCUGCUCCCCAGAGGGCCAGCCCCCGCCCCCAGCCCCGGGGAGCCCGGAGUAUGUGGUGGCAGCAGAGGUGGCAGCAGCUGAAGCGGUGGUGGCACUAAGCUCCCUCCUGGACCAGCUGCAACACUGCCCACCACCGCUGAUCCGCACGGCCAUUGCCCUGACCGCCACAGAUGCUGAGGCCCUGGCCCUGCCAGCUGCGGUUCUCUGUCAUGAGGGGCCAGCCCUGAAGGAGGAGACAGAGGCCUGGGCCAGACCCCAUGAGGCCCUGGCCCGGGACGAGGCCCUUACAGCACUGGGGAAAAUCCUGACCCUGGUGGCUAAGAUCCUGAGGGGACAGGUGAGCAGCGGCAUUGCAGCCACGCCUGCCCCAGCCAUAGCUGCCAGCCUGGAUGUGACCCUGCGGCAGGGCCUGUGCCUGGGGGCCCAGAGAUUGCUGUGUGUGGCCGUAGGACAGCUGGAUCAGCCCCCGGACCUCGCCGAUGACGGGAGAAUUCUGUGGCUGAAUAUUGGGGGCCAGGAGGCAGCAGCCCACUCCAUGUUUCACAUCUCCGUGCCACUGCCAGGGGAGACUGGGGGGCUCUUGAGCUGUAUCUUGGGCCUGGUGCUGCCCCUGGCCUACAGCUUCAAGCCUGACCUGGUGCUGAUGGCUCUAGGACCGUCCCAUGGCUUGUCAGACGCCCAGGGUGCUUUUCUGGCCUCCAUGCUCUGGGGACCAGCGGGGGGUCGAGUCCUGGCGCUGAUGCAGGAGUCAAAACCCCAGCUUGCAGGGGCCCUUGCUCGGGCACUGCACGGAGAGGCGCCCCCCAGCCUGGGCUCUUGCCCUCCGAAGGACACGCAGGACCUGAGGCGCCUGAGGGGGCAGCUGUGGCCGCGGUGGAGGAUGCUGCUGCCGGGGCCCGGGCAGGCCGCCGCAGGGGACCAAGGGCUGCAGGAACGCUCGCAGGCCGCUGGCCUUGGGCAUCUCUCCCCAAGGCCGCCGUCUUCUGCCACGUCCCUGGAAGCUUGAAGCCGGCUCGGCGGGGCUAGCCCCAGGCACGCACUGCCCCUCCGCCAGCCGUGCCCUGCCCUCCAUCCUGAUCAGUAAACAAACUGAAGAGCCCCACUCCGCCUCCUUUAUUGGACCCAGCGCGGGAACGCCCCUCCAGC
This is a messenger RNA of Echinops telfairi (small Madagascar hedgehog), 2108 nucleotides long. It is a transcript of the gene HDAC10, whose product is annotated as histone deacetylase 10. The record is from RefSeq and is a predicted model, not a curated record. The coding region runs from base 1 to 1968 and encodes 655 amino acids. Lineage: Eukaryota; Metazoa; Chordata; Mammalia; Afrosoricida; Tenrecidae. Gene Ontology annotation, molecular function: histone deacetylase activity. The transcript is spliced from 19 exons. Gene Ontology annotation, biological process: chromatin organization. Gene Ontology annotation, cellular component: histone deacetylase complex.